AACUCUUUGUAAUCAUGUAAUUUCAUCAAAACAAUUUGAAAGUGAGCCAGUCUUUCUUUUCUUAAACUCUUCUUUAAUUUGGUCAUAAAAAUGUAUGUGACAAAGCCUCUGUCUGUGUAUAGAAGGUCUCCUCAGUCACUGUCUCUUCCGCCCCCGGAGGGUCCAAAUUCUGGUUAUCUUGUACUCCAUGACGACGAAUCAGUCGAGAUAAACUGUUGCGGAUGUGAGGACGACGAGGUUAAAGGUUUGCCUUUCCCUCAGAACAAGGAUUUAACAGUUGGAUAUGGCUCAGAUGGCGAUGAGGUUGCCUUCAUUCCAGUGCUUAAUCAACCCUUGUCCUCCAAUCGAUACCAUGUCAUACUUCGAAGAGGGCGCCAUAAAGGGGAAGCAUGCACAAAUACAAGGGAAGAGGACACGGAUAUUGGCUGUUGCGGAGGUAAAAGUAUUCCAGAUGCUAAACCAAAGCCAUUGGAUCCGUCAGACAUAAAUCAACAAAUUGAGAUAGUUCAUAGGGAGAGAGAAAGCGGUCGUUUUUUUGCAAAGUCCGUUGAUCCAGAUGGUUUUCCUCCUUACUUCUUGAGGAGGAAAGGGUGGAACGUGAGAAUGAGCACGCAGUAUCGUUACCAAUUGGGUGAUGCCUCGGGACUCAACGCUUCGCUACGAGCUAGCCUUCCUGGGUUCUAUUUUCCAUUAUCACAUGACUGCUCUGAAGUUGUGUGUGUUGGCAAGUGGUAUUGUCCUUUCAUGUUUGUCAAGGAAGGCGGGGUGAAGUUGAAGGACCAAAUGAAAUAUUCUAUGUACUAUGAAAUAAAACUUGAGCAAAGAUGGGAAAAGAUUUUCGACAGCGUUAAUGACAACACUGAAAGAAAAAAGAAUCCUGCUGUGUUUGUGGAUGCUUUUGUUCAAAGAGAGGUGGUUUAUGUGGGUGGAAGGGAGGCCGUUUGGGAUGAAAGAAAUGCAGGUGGGGGUGAUAUGUUUGUGUGGUUUAAGAGUUUUGAUGGGGUGGGAGGGGAAACAAGUGUGGGAUUGAGCAUGAAAGUUAUUGAAAGAAUGAAAUGGGAGCAAGAAAGAGUUGGGUGGGUUGGUGGGGAUGAAAGGCAAGUGAGGAUGGAGAGAGUGGAAGAGUUUAGGGGGACGAGUGGUGGCGGGUGGAAGAGAUUUGGUUGUUAUGUGCUGGUAGAGAGGUUUGUAUUGAAGAGAAUGUCUACGACUGGAAGCGCUGCAGGACUACUCGCAUAUGAUUUCAAGCACACUCACCAGAUCAAGAGCAAAUGGGAAUGACAAAAAUUUUGUUGCUGCACCUACAUGUACUGGAAAGAAUGGACGGGAUGUUUGGUAUUAAGUCAUGGUUUUCAGACACGCUGAUCAUCAUAUUUAGGAACGAAAAAAAUCCAAUUUGUCGUGUUUUCGGGUAUACACUAGUUGUUUUAGUUACAUUGCUCUUCACUAAUAAUGCAGACUUGCAUAAAGUUUUUGUA
This is a messenger RNA of Pyrus x bretschneideri (Chinese white pear), 1478 nucleotides long. RefSeq lists its product as uncharacterized. The coding region runs from base 91 to 1281 and encodes 396 amino acids. The transcript is spliced from 2 exons. The record is from RefSeq and is a predicted model, not a curated record. Lineage: Eukaryota; Viridiplantae; Streptophyta; Magnoliopsida; Rosales; Rosaceae.